Scophthalmus maximus (turbot) is the source of this 3603-nucleotide messenger RNA. RefSeq names its product prolyl 3-hydroxylase 2 (gene p3h2). NCBI's taxonomy places the organism in Eukaryota, Metazoa, Chordata, Actinopteri, Pleuronectiformes, Scophthalmidae. Gene Ontology annotation, molecular function: iron ion binding; procollagen-proline 3-dioxygenase activity; L-ascorbic acid binding. The transcript has 15 exons. The coding region runs from base 267 to 2345 and encodes 692 amino acids. Gene Ontology annotation, cellular component: endoplasmic reticulum. Gene Ontology annotation, biological process: collagen metabolic process. The record is from RefSeq and is a predicted model, not a curated record.
AACUAAGGGCUCCCCACGGGGUUCCCCUGAAGGACCCCCGCAGCCCACGAGGGGGGCCGCGCCGGGGUCGCGCUCCGGCCGUUCACUCCUCGGAGGGGCGGAGUUACCGGAGAGCGGAGCAGGGUCAUAACAAAAUGUGUGUCCCCGACGGAAGCAGCGCUCUUGCCGUCCCGAGUAUCACUGCGAGGGGCACGUCAAUGGACUGUGAGACGAGCUCGCGGCAGUGACUGACAGCCGCUCCCGCACCGCCCGAACCGACGCAGACGAUGGACGGAACCUUCCCCCGGGCCGUUCUCUUGUCAGCGGUCCUGCUCGGCGCCUGCCCGGUGCUGCCCUCCCCCUCCUCCCCCUCCUCCUCCUCCUCCUCCGCCGCCGUGCUGCAGCCCUACGACCUCCUGUACGACGCCGCGGUGCAGGCGUUCUACAGCGGCGACUACGCCGACGUGGUGCGCUACAUGGAGGGAGCGCUCGGCAGCUACAGGGACGCGCGGCGCACCAGGGUCCGCUGCCGCCUGCGGUGCCAGGACCAGCAUCCGUGGGACGGCGCCUUCUCGGACCUGCGCUUCUUCGACGCGGUGCUGCGCAGGGCGGCGUGCAUGGACACGUGCAUCGAGGAGGAGCUCGGCGCGCAGUCCGUGCACAAAGUCAGCGAGGACGUGCUGCAGGACUUCCACAGGAGGAUCCCCUACAACUACCUGCAGCUGGCCUAUCAGAAGUUGAAGCAGCCUGAGAAGGCAGCAGCGGCAGCUCACACCUAUUUCCAGGCCAAUCCAGAACAUGUGGAGAUGGGUCAGAACCUGGAGCAGUACAAAGACCUGCAGGGCGUCAAGGAGGACCACUUUGUAGACCGAGAAGCCCGGCCUCACCAGCGCUCAUUCACCGCAGCAGUGAGGCUGUAUGACAGUGGUGACUUUGAGGGAGCCAUCGCUCUGUUUGAGGAGGCUCUGGUGGAGUAUUAUAAAGCAGACGUGGAGUGUCGGGCCCUGUGCCAGGGACCGCAGAAGUUCGAGGGCCACGAUCACCUCCGCUACCGCUACAGCCUCCAUGAACUCAUAUCAGAUCACUUCACCCAGGUGCUGCACUGUGAACAUGAGUGUGUCAGAGAUCUGGCCACUCGGCCAGGCCGCCUCUCACCCAUGGAGAACUACCUGCCUCUGCACUACGACUACCUUCAGUUUGCCUACUUCCAGGUGGACAGGCUGGAGGAGGGGAUGCAGUGUGCUCUGGCCUACCUUUUGUUCCACGAGGGAGAGGAGUUCAUGACAGAGAAUGUGGAUUACUACCGAGAGGUGCUGGGACAUGACGGCAAACCACGAGAGAAAGCUGCGUGGUACCUGAGGAGGCACAAACAGGAACUGGAGCUGCUUCUGAUUGGCAGCCAAACCAUGGGUGUGGGGUUUACUGAAGGGAAUUACUGGAGCAGCACUGGCGGAAGAGACGACUCAAACAGGAUUCCCUCCGGCACCGACGGCUGGAUGGAGUACGUUCCCAUCUCAGAGAAGAGGAACGUCACCGUCGUUGUUCCGCAGCAACUCAAAGAAGGGGGCCCCUUGGUCUACGACAGUGUGCAGCUGGUGCAGAACUCUGCGGCCUUGAACGGGACCCAGCGGGUGCUGCUGGAUCAUGUCAUAUCUGAGGAUGAGUGUGCCGAGCUCAGACACCUGGCACAUGCUGUCACCAUGGCAGGAGACGGUUACAGAGGGAAGAUGUCUCCACACACUCCCAAUGAGAAAUUUGAAGGAGCCACUGUGCUGAAAGCCCUGCAGUACGGCUACGAGGGCAGAGUGCCGAUGAAGAGCGCUCGCCUCUUCUACAAUAUCAGUGAGCGAGCGAGACACAUCACCGAGUCCUACUUCCUGCUCAACUCCACCCUGCACUUCUCCUACACACACCUUGUGUGUCGCACGGCCAUCACAGGCCAACAAGACCACAGGAAUGACCUGAGCCAUCCCAUCCAUGCUGACAACUGUCUGCUGGACCCCGAGGCCAAUGAAUGCUGGAAGGAACCACCAGCCUACACCUACAGAGACUACAGCGCACUGUUAUAUCUGAAUGGAGAUUUCGAAGGAGGGGAGUUCAUAUUCACAGAAAUGGACGCCAAAACAAUGACUGCAUCAGUGAAGCCAAAGUGCGGCCGGAUGGUGGGUUUCUCAUCCGGAGGGGAGAACCCACACGGCGUAAAGGCCAUCACCAGAGGGCAGAGGUGUGCUGUGGCCCUGUGGUUCACCCUGGAUCCGCUCUUCAGAGAACUGGAAAGACUACAGGCAGACGAGGUGAUCCAGUCACUGGACACACAGUCUGUGUGGGGUCAGGGCCUCAACAUCAACCCUAAAGAUGAACUGUAGAAGCAGAUCAAUUGCUUCCCCCUCACCCCCCAAAUCAAACCCUAUUAUAUAUUUUAACUAUUUAUUAAAUGACAUUUGGAUCAGAACAUUUCUAUUUUUGUACUGUUUGAAGUGCAAGAUCAAUAAUGUUUUUGUGUUGUCAGUCGAAUGUUGUUGGGUUUUUUUCUGUUUCUUUACAGACCAGUACUUGAGUUUACCUUUGGGAAUUGUCUGUCUUCCCAGUGACAGCCUUGAGUUGAGAAAAACUCUGAUUCACUUUGUUUUGUUUUGUACCUGGCGAGUUUGCGAAGUUUCUUGAUAAGACUGCUCAUACCUGUAGUCUCACUGAACUGUGAAGUGAAGAAGCCAAAGAGAAAAACGGUGGUCAACCUUUUUUCUGCUUUGGGUUGUGCUUGCUCUUAUUCUCUACAUCGAAUUCAGUGGGUUUUGUUCAAAAACACUAUGUACAGUUAUUGAAAAAUACCUUAAUUUCAGUGGUCAGCAGUUCAACAUUAUGUUAGAUUUCAUUUUUACUUAUGGUAUGGUUACGUAGGUUCUUUGGGGCGGUUUCGGCGCCAGUAGUAAUUGUUUUCAAACUAGACAGUGCACUGUUAUUUUUUAUUGUGUCUAUCUAAAUCUCAAAUAGCACUCAUUCAUAGAAAAAAAAUUAACAAAGAGAUAUUUUAAUAUGCUGAAUAUUUAAAGAUCAUGCACUCUGCCCUACUGAAAAUGUCGUCUGUACUACUUUGUCCACUUCUCCUCUUGUUGUGAUAAAUCACUCCCCUCCUUUCUGGGCACAAGAUACAGGUUAACAUGUCCACUGACAUGAGGACAUUGUGUGUUUGUUUGUUUGUUUGUUUGUUUGUGUGUGUGUGUGUAUUUGUGCGUUUAUGUUUUACUUUUAUUUAUGUGUUUUCAUUCAUAGAUGGCUGCUGUUGUAACUGUCUACAUUCAAUAUGAGGAACUUUUUUUUCUUAAAAGUUGUCAAUCAUUCCUGUUUCAAGGAAUACAUAUCUGUACGGCCUUUUAUGUCUCCAUAUCUGUGUUGAUGAGACAGAUGAUAGGCCGAGUCGUGCACUGUAAAUCCAGUGGAGAGAAAAAUAUAAAAGAGUAGCUUUGUUUUUCUAAAUAGAUUUCAACUGCUAACCGGAAACUUAAUCCUCUUGUUUUAUGAGGUUGGCAACUUUUGUUUCAUUGAUUUUUUUUUAUUUUGAAAUGUUGUGGCACACAUAAAUGUAUGUCCACGCCUAUAGAUUAAAAAAUAAUAAUCCCAUCUAUA